Verticillium alfalfae VaMs.102 is the source of this 396-nucleotide messenger RNA. RefSeq lists its product as hypothetical. NCBI's taxonomy places the organism in Eukaryota, Fungi, Ascomycota, Sordariomycetes, Glomerellales, Plectosphaerellaceae. The record is from RefSeq and is a predicted model, not a curated record. The coding region runs from base 1 to 396 and encodes 131 amino acids. The transcript has 2 exons.
AUGGGGCUCGACCCCCGCAUGCGAACAAUGAGCAUGGUGCAGCCCAGCUCCGACUCGUGGAUUCAGCCUGGCGCCGGCGGCUAUGCGCCGUCGAUCCACGCGCAAGGGACAGGGCCCGGUCCUCACAUGCUCCGCAAGUUCCCGCCUCAUGGCCAAAGGUCAGGCUUCCGAAUACGACUUCCAGUCCACCCUUGCCCGCACGUCAACCAUGUCCCGGCGCCAUCAGCGGAUGGAAUCAGAACACGGAUGAAGGCACUGCAGGGGAAAGAGGCCCUCGCCGCCGCUGCCGAAGACGGAGACCGCUCCGCAAGGUGGAGGAUGACGAUGACGACGACGAGGGGCUGGGGAGGCCAUGAGGGCCAAGCGGUGAGAAAAGGCGCUCAUGUGGCGGUCUAA